CUACUAUUCCCAGGAUUCCUAGUGGUUUCCCAGGAUACUUUGCAAAGGCAUGGCGGGCAGAGUGUGAAUGUCAGCCAGGAAGGUAAGCCAAGCACAUUUAUUCAAGUAAAAAGAGGACCAAAGAGAAGGGAAGUUGGACAGCAACUUCUUCCGGGAGACCUUUCGUCUUAACGCUGCUGGAGCUAACGUUUUUGUCGAGCACGCAGUGCAAUCUUACCGGCGUGAAUGUGUGCACUUGAGCACGCAUCGGGCUGGGCGUGGAGCGGCCAGUGAAGCUUUGCUGGUGGAAGUUGUCAUCUUCCCUAAACGGAGCGGGUUUCUGUGAACAUGAUUUGUUUUUUUCUACGAGCUGUACAGUAUACGGAGAAGCUGCACAGGUCCUCGGGAAAGCGCUUGUAUUUGCCACACUUGGUACUUAACAAAGCUUUCUUGAAGACUAAGCCCGGUUUGAUAUGGGGGCUGCACGAGCAGAAAACGGUGCGACCUGGUUGUAUCCCUGGAGUCACCCCGAGGGCCAUCUGCACGCAGGGACAGGGCCCCCAGAGAGCAAAGGAGGACAGCAGCAAGCAAGUAUCUGUGCACAGUCAGAGAGGGGAAACCGCCAUCUCAACAGCACAGAAAGUUAAAGAAGCUGGAAGAGAUUUUACCUAUUUAAUAGUGGUGAUUAUUGGAAUCAGCAUUACAGGUGGCCUGUUUUAUGUGAUUUUCAAAGAACUUUUUUCUUCAUCUAGUCCUAAUAAGAUAUAUGGGAAAGCCUUAGAAAAGUGCAGAUCACAUCCCGAGGUAAUAAGUGUCUUUGGUGAGCCUGUUAAAGGAUAUGGGGAGAUGACAAGACGUGGUCGAAGGCAGCACGUCAGUUUUAUUGAAUAUGUAAAGGAUGGGCUGAAACACGUGCGUGUGAAGUUCUACAUCCAGGGUUCCGAGCCUGGGAAGCAGGGGACAGUGCAUGCGGAGGUGAAGGAGAAUCCAGAAAGUGGUGAAUAUGAAUUCCGAUAUAUAUUUGUAGACCUUGAAACUUAUCCUAGAAGAACUAUUGUCAUUGAAGAUAACCGACCCUGAGAUUGAAAGGCUCAGCACCCAGGCCAUUUCCUCAUGGGUGUUUCAUGGUGCAGACUUUCAGCUCUGAUCUGCAUGGCUCUCCCAGAGUCAGUUUUGAAUAGGUUGGGAAAGAGUGAAUGGAACUGGGUAGUUGUUGCAUUUAGACUAACCAAAUCAGAUUUUCCUGUAGAGUAAAAAAUCUUGAAAUAGUGCAUAUUUUAGGUGAUCCUGGGCAUCGUGUAAAUAAGAAAAUAGAGUUCAUUAUUUUGUGCUUUUUUAUGUUAUAUAGCUAUAUAAAAUCUGUGGAAUAAAAUUAACAUGUAAUAACCA
Molecule: messenger RNA, 1368 nt
Organism: Myotis daubentonii (Daubenton's bat)
Lineage: Eukaryota; Metazoa; Chordata; Mammalia; Chiroptera; Vespertilionidae
Gene: TIMM21
Product: translocase of inner mitochondrial membrane 21
Biological process (GO): protein import into mitochondrial matrix
Cellular component (GO): TIM23 mitochondrial import inner membrane translocase complex
Source: RefSeq, a predicted model, not a curated record